This is a messenger RNA of Plectropomus leopardus (leopard coralgrouper), 3821 nucleotides long. Its product is annotated as peptidase M20 domain-containing protein 2-like. Gene Ontology annotation, molecular function: dipeptidase activity. Lineage: Eukaryota; Metazoa; Chordata; Actinopteri; Perciformes; Serranidae. The record is from RefSeq and is a predicted model, not a curated record.
GUCUGAACGGGACGAAAUGUCAGCAGGACAGCAGGUUGAUCAAGACCUCAUGGAGACACCACAGCUGAUGAAAGACAUUUUGCAGCUGUGCAUAGACAGACAGAAAGACGAGCUGCACAGUUUGAGUCGAGACAUUUGGAGCCGACCUGAACUCGCUGGUAACGAGACGCACGCGCACGACAGGCUGGUGCGCUUCUUCUCUCAGGACCAAACAUGGACGGUGGAAACUCACUACAAGUUACCGACCGCUUUCCGGGCCAGCUGGGGUCCGGUCGGUGGUGGCGGUGGUGGGGAGAGGGAGCCCGCGCUGAAGGUGCUGAACGUGGGGUUCCUGUGUGAGUACGACGCGCUUCCGGGUAUCGGACACGCGUGCGGACACAAUCUGAUCGCAGAGGUGGGAGCUGCAGCCGCUGUGGGGCUGAAAGCUGCUGUCGAGAGUCAGACUGAGCUGCCUCAACCAGUGAAGAUAACAGUUCUGGGAACUCCUGCAGAGGAGGAUAUGGGAGGAAAGAUCGACCUGAUCAAGGCAGGAGCCUUCGCUGACAUCGAUCUUGUCUUCAUGGCUCACCCGGCUCAGCAAGAUGCUUCAUUCCUGCCCUGUGUCGCUCUCGAUGAAAUGUUAGUGAAGUACCACGGGAAAGCAUCUCAUGCCUCUGCAUAUCCUUGGGAGGGAGUGAAUGCCCUGGAUGCUGCUGUGCUGGCCUAUAACAACCUCUCUGCACUCAGACAGCAACUCAAACCAGACUGGAGGCUUCACGGCAUCAUCAAACAUGGAGGGGUGAAGCCCAACAUUAUCCCUGCCUACACUGAGUUAGAGUUUUAUCUGCGCACGCCGCUGGUUAAGGAUCUUUGUGACCUGAAGGCCAAAGCUGAAAGUUGCUUCAGGGCAGCUGCUGUCGCCACUGGCUGCCAAGUGGAGAUCAUAUACACAUCUCAUUGCUACCAUAACAUCCUGCCUAAUGCCACACUGGCAAAUCUGUAUGAAACUAAUGGAAAAUCUUUGGGGAUGCAGUUUCCAGAGCAGCCAGCCAAAUUCACUGGCUCUACAGACUUUGGCAAUGUAUCAUUCAUAGUCCCCGGCAUCCAUCCUUUCUUCUACAUCUGCACCGACGCGUUAAAUCACACGGAGGAAUACACCGCAGCAGCAGGAGCUGAAGAGGCCCAGUUGUUCACCCUGAGGACAGCCAAAGCUUUGGCGAUGACAGCUGUGGAUGUAGUGUGCUGCCCUGUUCUGCUGCAGCAAGUGAGAGAGGACUUCAGCCUGGCCAAAGUGAGGCAGGAGAAAUCUGUAGAUACGGCUUCGACAGCUCCAUAAAUACUGAGACCUUAAUAGCAGUUAUAGGAUGUUUUACAGCGGACGAGUUCGUCAGGGUCAUGUUGGGCUUUAACUCAAAAGCACAUGUUUUUAAACAGCACUACCAACAGUUUGUAUGGUUGUAGUUGAAAGAUAAAGCUGUUAAACUAUUCUCAGUGUGACAUAUAAUAUUUAAGACAGCAGGGCCUAUGCUGCCUUCAUUAGACUGGACGAGCUCAGAUUAGAACCGAUUCUGUUGCUUGCAGUUUGAUAUCAACAUGGGUACCAUGAAUUGUAAAAAGGUGCCUCUGCAUAUUCAAGUGAUAAUGAAUUAAAUACCACUACAAUUUUAAAUAGAAGAAAAAUUAUAUUUGAUUCUUAUUUGAAACUAAGCCAUAUUAAUUAUAAUUAAGUGUAUUUUUUUUCGCAGUUGUUAGCCAUGGCUCUAGGAAUAGUAAAGUCUGCUGGCUGGUUUGUCCACUUUGAUCCAGACAUAAAUGAUUCAACAUAUUGGAUGAAUUAAGAUGACAUUCUGUACAAACCAGGACUGUAGAAGCUUAUUUAACAGCGGGGGAAGACCAUUUUCAAAUAUGCGACCCAACCUGAAAGGGGGGCUUGAGGGGAAUUUACUCCAUGAUAUUUUUUUUAGAAACUAACAGCUAAACAAAAAUUUUUGAUUAUGCAAAUAAUGCUAAAUGAAAGAUUAAGUUAUUAUAUUUAGCAUUACAACCCCUGCUCACAUACUUCUUUUUCAGCGUCACGCUGCUGUGCCUCAUGAAUCCUCUUAACAAAAGCGAGCGAGGCUGUAACGUAGUGCCUUUCCUUUUAUAUUGCAACAGACUUGAAUGUGUAUCUGAGCGUGUUUAGGUGAAGCACAGUCUCUACCUAUUUUGAGGGGGAUGCGUGAAAUAACUCACCAUCUCUCAUGGAUGCUGCUCCGUCCUCUCUUUGGCCAGAUCACGCUUGUUGUCGUUCAUGCGCAGGUGUAUAUGUACGCUAACAUUUGGCAAAAACCAUCAGUCAUUUCUUCUCCAGCGUCUCCCUCGUGGCAUCUGUGCAGUUCACAGGCCUCCAGAGCGCACACCUGUUUUCCCCAGGUGACUUUAACUAGCUGCUAAUCAUUCACCACACCCCCAAUUGGAUGUAGGUGCUGAACCUGCCUCCUAAAAGACAGUUACCUUUAUAGAAUUAACAACAGUAUCCACAUAUUAUAAUAUAAUAUAAUACCCAAUAUAAUAUGGGUCUUCUUGAUGGAUUUCCAAGCAGUUUUUGAAACUUGCAUAUACACAUUUUUAAAUGGCAUGUGACAAUCACAACCACUAUUUUUAAUAAUGGCUCACAUCCUGAGCAUAUUUGAAUAUUUUAAGGGGAAGCAUCCCUUCCAAAUGUAGAUCAGAAUUACAGUCUUGGUCCAAACAUUCAUGGUGCUGCGAUUGUGAAACCUGGCUCUGGUGACUGACACAUGAGACUGACACACUACAGUCUCACAGAGUUGCAAACAUGGCUGCAGACUUUGUUUUAGGAAGUUUGAUUUGAAGUUGUUUCAUUGAUGAUGAUGUAGGUAUUAAAUGUGUUGGUUGUAUAAUGUCGCUCAUUCACUUUAAAUCUUUAUCUUAACAUCAAGAACAACCAUUAACCACCAUUACUAUAAAUACUAGCAUCAGAAUGUGAUUUUCUGUCAUGACCACGAGCUUUUUCCUGACAUGACCUGACCAAGAAGCUGUGCUGCUCUGAGUUCUGCAUCUCUGCACAAUCCCAUUGACUUAUUCACUCAUUGAGAUUUCUGGGUGCGCUUUCACCAGCACACAGGUCGAUUCAAAACCUUGGUUUCCCUUGAGUGGUCACAGAUGUGUUUGCAAACCUGGCUCUGAACAUCUUUUUGAUGAUUAUCCUUUUAUGUGUUUCUACCACAGUGAAGCCUUUGUUAACAUUUUUUGAAGGAUGACUGGGCGCAAAGUUUAAAUUGUCAGCUUGUCUUUGGGACAUUACUGGAAUAAAACGAAGGUAAAACAUUCAACAUUAUCCACACUUUUGCCUGUAAGAAAUCAGAAAAUUGGCUUCAUCUAAUAAAUAUAUACAGUACAUCCCUUUACAUCACAUGUGAGCAGUUAAUGGUAUUACAGAAUAUCCAGUUUAUAUGAUUUGGUAUGAAAGCUCAUCAGUAAUCAGACCUGGAGCUUGUGGCAAUCCAACGUCUAAUAACUGUGAAAGCUUAUCCUCCAGCACUGUUUAAAUAUUCUGUAUGAGAGAGCAGAAAAACAGGAUCAAAAUUUAGGACCAAGACUUCAUAGGUCGUACCAGAAAAAUGUCGGCAAAUGCUGUGUCUGUUAUUUGUGUUUAUAGGUGAUUUGAAUUGUCUGUAGGAGCAAUAGUUUUCUUUUUUUUUUAAAGCAAAAUCAAGCCAUGCAUCUCAACCCAUUUACAACUGUACUUACUAAAUGUGUUACAUGUAUCAUUGAAGCUCUGCUCAAAUUUCACAUUUUCAGAAAACAAAACAUUUAUUAAACAUUUUUCCUCAUAUAUAACA